AUGCCUAAGUUAGCUGUAUUUUCUCAGACAUUUUUCCUUGUCUUGAAUAUUGCAACAUUGUUGCAAAUAUGCAUUGCUAAGUCAUACAACGUUGUUGAUUUUGGGGCAAGGGCCGAUGGCAAGACCGACUCAUCAUCGGCCUUGUUGAAGGCGUGGGUGGCUGCCUGCAGCUCAGGCUCUGAAUCAACGGUUCUUGUUCCACAAGGAACGUUCCUGGUGGAUUCGGUAUCGUUGUAUGGACCAUGCAAGAAUAAAAUGCAGUUCCAACUAUUAGGAAAUAUUGUUGCUCCAAGUUACGAAUCACUGAGCAACCAUCAAUCAUGGAUAUCAUUCAAUAAUGUUGAUGGGUUGUCAUUUAUUGGUGGUGGCACUAUUGAUGCCAAGGGGAAGUUAUUGUCAUUCUCUCUUCAAGGCUGCAACAAUGUACUGGUUAACGGCUUGAAAUCGUUCGACAGCGAGGGUGUCCACAUUUCUAUCAAUGAAUGCAACAACAUCACCAUGCAAAAUUUGAUAUUAACUGCCCCAGCUGAUAGCCCUAACACCGAUGGCAUUCACAUUGGGAAUUCGAACUUUGUUAGUGUCCUCCACAGCAAGAUUGGCACUGGAGACGACUGCAUAUCAAUCGGCCCAGGCACUAGGAACAUGUGGAUGGACCAUAUUGUGUGCGGCCCCGGGCAUGGCAUCAGCAUUGGAAGCAUUGGUGGAGCACCACGCGAAGAAGGAGUCGAAAACAUUGAAGUGCAAAAUUCAGUGUUUACAAACACAGACAAUGGUGUUCGGAUUAAAACAUGGGCGAGACCUAGCAAUGCGACCGUUACGAAUGUCAAGUUCACUAACUUGGUCAUGAAAAAUGUUACAAACCCUAUAAUUAUCGAUCAAGAGUAUUGCCCUCAGAGCAAUUGCCCAAAAGGCGUACGUACUUGA
Molecule: messenger RNA, 924 nt
Organism: Salvia splendens (bonfire salvia)
Lineage: Eukaryota; Viridiplantae; Streptophyta; Magnoliopsida; Lamiales; Lamiaceae
Product: polygalacturonase
Exons: 3
Coding region: 1-924 (307 amino acids)
Biological process (GO): carbohydrate metabolic process
Molecular function (GO): polygalacturonase activity
Source: RefSeq, a predicted model, not a curated record